AAAGAUGAAGGGAAGAACAUUCUUGUGUCUCCUGAAAAACUAGAUUAAUCUCUUCCAUGCGGUUAAGGUUUUCAGUUGUCUAAGCAGAUCAUCUAUCUGUGAUUAAUCCAUUUCUUGGGUUCUGGAUGUCUUGGCUUGUUUUUGGCUGAAUCUUCUCAAGUCUCAAACAGGCCAAUACAUUUGUUUCAUUCAUAUUCUUGAUUCAAGAUUUGAUAGUUUUUGAAUUGGAAGGGAAGGCAAGAUGAACUGCUUUACAUGUUGCAUGUCAGAACAAAAACUCAGCAGAAAGUCAUUGAAAGAAAGCAUUAAGGAAUACCAUGACACGAAAACUUUAGCCUCAUUCGCUAACAUCUCUUUCAAGAGUGAUAGCAGCAGACUAAGGUAUAUAGCCGAUGAAAUAAAGAAAAUUGGAAAAGGAAAUAUAUCUGCUGAUAUCUUUACAUUCCGCGAGUUAUCUUCAGCAACUAAGAACUUCAACCCUGACAAUCUGAUUGGAGAAGGUGGUUUUGGGAGGGUGUACAAAGGGCAGAUGGAAAAAACGAACCAAGUUGUUGCUGUGAAGCAACUUGACAGAAAUGGAUUCCAAGGAAACAGAGAAUUCCUUGUAGAAGUUUUGAUGUUGAGUCUUCUUCACCAUCCUAAUCUUGUUAAUCUUGUUGGAUAUUGUGCUGAUGGUGAUCAAAGGAUUUUAGUAUAUGAUUACAUGCCGAAUGGCUCUCUUGAAGAUCACCUUCUUGAUUUAGCACCAGGGAAGAAGCCUUUGGAUUGGAAAACUAGGAUGAAAAUAGCAGAAGGUGCAGCAAGAGGACUUGAAUACUUGCAUGAAUCAGCAAAUCCUCCUGUAAUAUACCGUGAUUUCAAAGCAUCAAACAUAUUACUAGACGAGGAUUUCAAUCCAAAGCUGUCAGAUUUCGGGCUGGCAAAGCUGGGUCCAACUGGUGACAAGACUCAUGUGUCCACAAGAGUGAUGGGAACUUAUGGCUAUUGUGCACCUGAAUAUGCAUUGACAGGACAGUUGACAUCAAAGUCUGAUGUCUAUAGCUUUGGAGUUGUGUUCUUGGAGAUAAUCACAGGAAGAAGAGUAAUCGACAACUCGAGACCAACAGAAGAACAGAAUCUAGUUAUUUGGGCAACACCAUUGUUUAAAGACAAAAAGAAGUUCAUAUUAAUGGCAGAUCCAUUAUUAGAAGGCAAAUACCCUUUAAAGUCUCUAUAUCAAGCACUUGCAGUAGCAGCCAUGUGUCUACAAGAAGAAGCUGCUACUCGGCCUUUAAUGAGCGAUGUUGUUACAGCUCUUGAAUAUUUAGCAGUCAAAAAAGGAGAACUGGAUCAUGAGGACAUGGAUGAUCAUAUUCUGAAUGUAGCUUCUCCUGAUAGUAGACAAGAUGACUGAUGAUAGGGGUAGGAAAUUGGAAGAAGAGUGACUUGUUAACAAAAAAAAAAUUUCAUGACACUGUUAAAAUCAAACAACCAAAUUUCUUUUUCCAUUGCUAAAACAUAUCAUUCUUUUUAGAUAUUUUCUGGGUUUUUCUUAAUACCCAGAAUUGGUUGUGAUUUGCUAAGAACUGCCCGUGUUCAUAAAAUUAUUGUCAGUUGCUAUUACAUCUGUUUGGAAGAAAAGAUCAAUGUGUAUCUGAGCAGUUUGAUGAACAGUUUCUAAUCAUAUUAUUAUAUGA
Messenger RNA from Ricinus communis (castor bean), 1676 nucleotides. RefSeq names its product probable serine/threonine-protein kinase PBL23. The transcript is spliced from 5 exons. Lineage: Eukaryota; Viridiplantae; Streptophyta; Magnoliopsida; Malpighiales; Euphorbiaceae. Gene Ontology annotation, molecular function: ATP binding; protein kinase activity. The coding region runs from base 242 to 1393 and encodes 383 amino acids. Gene Ontology annotation, biological process: protein phosphorylation. The record is from RefSeq and is a predicted model, not a curated record.